Molecule: messenger RNA, 744 nt
Organism: Nicotiana tabacum (common tobacco)
Lineage: Eukaryota; Viridiplantae; Streptophyta; Magnoliopsida; Solanales; Solanaceae
Source: RefSeq, a predicted model, not a curated record
AUGAGGGUGGACAACGAGGAGACGGUGUUCAAUGUCUACAAGGCGAUUAAACUUCCCUGCCAUUAUGAGGAGCUCUCUAUGAUACCUAUUGUGGAGGUGGAUGAGAAACUGAUAGAUCAGAAUGUAUAUCUAGACGAUUCUCUAGAGAAAGCACUCAUGUUGUUCGAUAGCUUGGAAAUUAAUGACGAGGUUAAGGAGAUGAUGCAUAUUGAUGCAUCUUGUGUCUACAUUCAAGGAUUAAACCCCUUUGAGCCCUUAAAUAGGCUGAGUGGGCCUCCACCAAAGCCGUCAAAUGAAGAGGCUCCAAAAUUGGAACUUAAACCUUUGCCCUCUCACCUUCAAUAUGCUUAUUUGGGUGGCUCUGACACUCUACUUGUUAUUGUUUCCUCUGACUUAUCUAAAUUGCAUGAAGAAAAGUUUUUAAAAGUGCCGCAUGAGCAUAAGCGAGCCAUUGGGUGGAUGAUGUAUUUCCAUUUCAUGGUACGAGAAGAUAUAGUCUUGGGGAACAAGGUGUCCAAAAAUGGUCUGCAGGUGGACAAGGCAAAGGUGAAGGCGAUUGAGAAAUUUCCCCCACCAACAUCCGUUAAGGGCAUUCAUAGUUUCUUGGGCCAUGCAAGUUUUUAUCAUCGCUUCAUUAAAGAUUUUUCAAAAUUUUCUUCACCUAUAUGCAGUCUUCUUGAGAAAGAUAUCCCUUUCAAAUAUGAUGGUGCUUGUCUGAAAGCAUUUGAGAAGCUGAAGAAAUGA